GCGUUACUUCAGCCAGCCAAAGCUCUGAAGUAGUUCGAGGCGCUGUCGUUCUGUCCUGACCGCCUGAUAGAGAAGCUUUAUUUUCUUUCGACAGUGAAAACACCAGCAAAGAACGGAAGCGAAAUAACGGGAAGAAGAACACAGACUGUGCGCUUCUGUUCAGAAACCCGGCAACCAUGGGAGCUGCUCUGGGGACAUUUUCUUUUGCAAGCUGGGUGCCGUGCCUGUGCAGCAGUGCUACGUGCCUGAUGUGUAGCUGCUGUCCGAGCAUCAGAAACUCCACGGUGACCAGGAUCAUCUAUGCCUUUAUAAUGCUGAUAGGCACCAUCGUUGCCUGCAUCAUGCUGUCACCGGGUGUGGAUCGGCAGCUCAAAAGGAUCCCAGGCUUUUGUGAGGAUGGGGCAGGUUCGUCUGUCCGUGGUCUACAGGCGGAUGUCAAGUGUGAGAUGUUUGUGGGGUACCAAGCAGUUUACCGUAUAUGCUUUGGAAUGAGUAUGUGGUUCUUGGGGUUCUCCGUUCUCAUGAUAAACAUAAAGAACAGCAGAGAUCCACGUGCUGCUAUCCACAAUGGAUUUUGGUUCUUUAAGUUUGCUGCCUUGGUGGCAAUUACAGUUGGUGCCUUUUACAUCCCUGAAGGGCCUUUCACCUACAUAUGGUUUGUCAUAGGCUCUGGUGGAGCCUUCUUUUUCAUUCUGAUUCAACUGGUGCUGCUGGUGGACUUUGCCCACUCCUGGAAUGAGUCCUGGGUUGACAAGAUGGAGAAUGGCAACUCCAGAGGCUGGUAUGCAGCUCUACUGGCUGUCACGAUCCUGAACUACAUCCUGUCAUUAACAGCUGUUGUGCUGUUCUUUGUCUUCUACACGAAACCCAAUGAAUGCUUCAUCAACAAAUUCUUCAUCAGCUUCAACAUGUUGCUCUGCAUCGUUGCCUCUGUUGUCUCAGUCCUGCCAAAAGUCCAGGAGUCUCAACCUCAUUCAGGUCUACUACAGUCUUCUUUCAUCACCUUGUACACUAUGUUUCUAACCUGGUCUGCCAUGACCAAUGAGCCUGACCGGGAAUGCAACCCCAGCCUGUUGAGUAUCUUCCAGCAGAUCGCAGCCCCGACCCCGGGCCCUACAGAGACCGAGAACCAGACAGCCACCAUGGCAAUGAUUACCACAAUCACUGGGACAGAAAAACCUGCCUUUACAUCUCCAUACCUGCAGUGGUGGGAUGCUCAGAGCGUUGUGGGCCUCAUUAUAUUUAUCUUGUGCAUCCUGUAUUCCAGCAUUCGUUCAUCUAGCAACAGCCAGGUUAACAAGCUAACUAUGGCAUCCAAAGAUUCAGUCAUCCUCGCUGAGGGGGGCAGCACAGAACUGUCAGAGGAGUCGACAGGGCCCAGACGGGUGGAGGACAAUGAACGGGACAUGGUCCAGUACAGCUACUCCUUUUUUCAUUUCAUGCUUUUCUUGGCCUCACUUUACAUCAUGAUGACCCUCACUAACUGGUACAGCCCUAAUACAGACUACACCAUAACGAGCAAGUGGCCAGCAGUAUGGGUGAAAAUCACCUCCAGCUGGGUUUGUUUGGCUUUGUACACAUGGACACUGGUGGCCCCCAUGGUCUUCACCAACCGAGAUUUCAGCUGAUCAGCCAGUCUCCAAAGCGUGCUCUUAUUUUUUGUCUGUUUUUACAUUAAAUUUGUCAAUAAUGCUAUUGUCAAGAUGGGCUCAGGUUUCACACUUUUAGAUCGAUUCUGAGUGAGUUGAUUGUGUAUGCUUCCAAAGUGCCCUAACAGUUGCUUCAGAUAAAGAUUUUUUCUGUAGUGAUUUCACACCAGUCACAUCACUAACAAUAGCAAUAUAUUGUUGUAUUUUUGUACUUGGGCAAUUUUCUGGUUAGAGCAAACCUUUUGGAUUUAAGUCAGCUAGAUUUUUCUUUAUCUUCUUCCUCUUUUUUUUGCUGUAACACCAAUUUAUGGUGAAUGCUUAGUUGAAAAAAAAAAUUUCUCAACAUCAUGGAGUUACACCUACGACUUACUGUGGAGCUGGGGUGAACUGCAUUCACUACGAAGAGGAUGUGGUUGGCUGUUCAACCUUCAUAUGCCUUAUAUGUCUGAAAAAUGUUAGAAUAUCAGAUAACUAGGGAGUAUGUACAUGAAUGUCGCAGACAUAACUGCAAUAUGACCAAAAUCAGCUCAAGUUUCUGCCAAAUGUAAACGGACCUGCAGGUCCAUCAGACCUGAAGAUGUCAGGUGGUUUAAAAAUAUCCUUAGAACAAAGAGAUACAGGCACACCUCUGAAUAGCCUAGAAUAUCUUUAGUAUUUAUUUUGAUUAUUGUUGUAAGAAUGUGUUUCUGUAAUUUUAAAAAGAUUUAAAUUUUUAAGAAAAGGACUCCAUAACUGAAUAAUUACAGAUGUUUGAGAAUAAAAAAUCUGAGCAUUUGCCUUGUGUUCCAGAUUUACCCAGUGUGGUUAAUAAGUUAUGAAUUCUCUGUAAUGCAUCUGCAGUUUGUGAUUAUACUGACCUACUAUAUAAUCAUUUGCUUUGCUUUGACUCAGAGAUUCAGUGUGCUCAUCUAUGUCACAGACAGGAAAAAAAGCAUUCUGAAAGUCAUCAAGUCAUAAUUGGUUCCACACUUUUUUGUGUUACUAACUAAAUGUUAAUAUUUUCCAAGGACCACUGUUUUUUUUAUUUUUUUGGCAAAGCUGUGUACUUUGAACCUUUGUUAUAACUCUCAGCAAUGUGCUGUAAAUGAAUAAAGGCACAUCUGGAGCUUUCUGUGUGCUUUUGUUUCACGUUUGAUUGUUACGAGUGUCUCAUCUUAUACUGGUGAGACCCAUGAAUAUAAGCAGCAACAAUACAGGAAGCUCAAUUAUUAAGUGUUAACUUAAUGCUUUGCAGUGUGCCAGAGAGCAGUAAUUCCUUCAAAUCAGUUUGAUACACCAGUGCAAUACCAUUAAAAUACUAAUCUUUCUGAGAAAUAAACAUUUAAAACCUGGUACAAAUAAGUACAGAUAACUGUUUUAAUCUCUAUGGACACUUUUCAUAACAACUAUGGCUUAAUCUUUUUUUAACCAUUUGGAUGAUACGUUAAAUUGACAGGGCGUGUGCACAAGCAGCGCCCAGCAGUCCUACGUUUUAUCUGAAGGGAUGUCAAAUGCUAUCAUUCUUCUGUAAAGUAAAUUUACCUACAGGUAUAAGUAAAGUAACCUUAACCUUAAAUCAGUGGCAGAUUGGCACUGAUUUAACAGAGCAAGGCCACUGCCUCUUCUUUCACCACUCUGAGAUCAGCUACAGUUUCCACUUGUGCAGAAAGACAUCCAGCAAAUAAACAAGCUUCAGAGAUUUAUCAUUGUGACAGAUGAGUUUCCUCAUACCUUGGUGAUAUGGAGAAGAUGGCAUGUGAAGAGGUUGUAAAUAACUCCUUUUAUUAGCAAUGAUGGACACGAUGAUGGAGAGGGGACACCAGCUCUGACCAUCUGUCUAAUAAAACAGGCAAAUCCAGGCUCAGAAGCACUUUCAGAGUAGCAUCUAUAUAAAAUUUAUAAUAAUUUAACAUUUCUGCAUCCAGCAAGAAGAUAUCUUUUCAUCUAUAGUAACUAAAGUAUAGUUACCUUCUUGUGACGUCUAGGACACAGGAGUAUUAGGUUAUUGUGUACAUGUUGG
Messenger RNA from Haplochromis burtoni (Burton's mouthbrooder), 3648 nucleotides. It is a transcript of the gene serinc3, whose product is annotated as serine incorporator 1. The record is from RefSeq and is a predicted model, not a curated record. Gene Ontology annotation, cellular component: membrane. Lineage: Eukaryota; Metazoa; Chordata; Actinopteri; Cichliformes; Cichlidae. The transcript has 10 exons. The coding region runs from base 177 to 1628 and encodes 483 amino acids.